Molecule: messenger RNA, 3069 nt
Organism: Candidozyma haemuli
Lineage: Eukaryota; Fungi; Ascomycota; Pichiomycetes; Serinales; Metschnikowiaceae
Gene: CDC68
Product: chromatin-remodeling protein
Exons: 2
Coding region: 1-3069 (1022 amino acids)
Biological process (GO): positive regulation of transcription elongation by RNA polymerase II; transcription elongation by RNA polymerase II
Cellular component (GO): FACT complex
Molecular function (GO): nucleosome binding
Source: RefSeq, a predicted model, not a curated record
AUGUCCGAAGUGUCAAUCGACGGUACUGCCUUCCAUAAGAGGUUGUCGAUUCUCCAGACAAAGUUGGCUUCCGAAGAAUUCAAUACCAUUUCUUCGUUGCUCUUUCUUGUGGAAAUCGACUAUCCUUCAGCUUUGGCUUUGGGCUACGAGUUUGCUCACACUGCUAUCUUCGUUACGCAAGACAAGUGUGUGAUUCUUACUUCUGAGGGUAAAGCUAAACACUUGGGUCACUUGAAGACCAAACCUACUGCCAACUCCAGUGAUGUGGAGGUUUGGACGAGAACAAAGGACCAAGACCAUAACCGCAAGUUGUUCACUGACUUGGUGGCAAAUCUCAAGGAAUCAUCCACCGAUGGCAAGAAGGUUGGUACUAUUGUCAAGGAUCAAUUCAAGGGCAAAUUCAUCGAUGAAUGGAAGGAAGUUCUGAAACUGGAAAACCUCGAGUUCACUGAUGCUGCUCUUUUGGUGUCUAAGAGUGUCGAAGUUAAGGACUCAGAUGAGCUCAACUCCACUAAGUUGGCCUCCAAGGCUUCAGUGGUGAUGAUGGACUCUUUCACUAACGACAUGAUGGUCAUCGUGGACGAGGAAGUCAAGACUACGAACGUUGACAUCUCAGACAAGCUUGAUAGAAAAAUUGACAGCUCCAAAUGGUACACGAAACUGGCCUUGGGCAAGAAGUUGUUGCACAACGAUAAGGAUUUCGACGCUGAGCAGAUUGAUUGGUGUUAUUCUCCAAUUGUUCAGAGCGGUGGCGACUACGACUUGAAGCCAAGUGCCUUGUCUUCUGAGAAGAGAUUUGUUGGUGACGGUGUCAUCAUUGCUUCUGUCGGUUUGAGGUACAAGAAUUACUGCUCCAACAUUGGCAGAACUUACUUGAUUGACCCAUCUCCUGAAGUGUCUGACAACUACGAUCUUUUAUUGGAAUUGCAAGAACAUGUGGUCAGCAAGUUGUUGAGGAGUGGUGUUUUGGCCAAGGAUGUUUUUGCCGGUGUCGUGAAAUUUGUUGAGUCCAAGAAACCCGAAUUGGCAUCUCAUCUUACCAAGAACGCUGGUUGGUUGACUGGUCUUGAAUUCAGAGAUUCUACUUUGGUGUUGAACGCCAAGAAUGAAAGAAAAUUGGUUGAUGGUCAAGUCUUCUCUUUGACUGUUGGUUUCUCUGGCUUGACUGAUUCUAAGGCAAGCAACCCCAAGUUGAAGAACUACUCAUUGCUUCUUACAGACACUGUGAGAGUUGGUGAUGGUCAAUCUUUUGUUUUGACCAACUACCAAAAAGCUAAGAAAGAAAUUACUUUCAACUUGAAGGAUGAGGAAGAAAAGCCAGUUGCGCCAAAGAAGGAAAACGGUAAGAAGAUCAAGUCCGAAAAAGACCAGAAUAUCGAGAAGAACCUUGCUGUCAAUGAAAACCAGUCAAGAAUUUUGAAGAACAAAUUGCGUCACGAAUCUGCAGCAGCAGACGAUGUUAAUGCUGAAAAAAUCCGUCAAGAAGCACAAAGAAAGUUGCACGAAAAGAGACAGCAAGAAGGUCUUGCAAGAUUCUCUCAGGCAGAUGCCAAUGACAAUGCUGACUUGAAGCCUGUCUUUAAGAAGUACGAAUCUUAUGUCAGAGAGUCCCAGAUUCCUAGCAAUGUGAGAGACUUGAAAAUCCACAUCGACUACAAGAACCAUACCAUUAUUCUCCCUAUCAAUGGUAGACCAGUUCCAUUCCAUAUCAACUCGUUCAAGAACGGUUCGCAAAAUGAGGAAGGUGACCACACCUACUUGAGAUUGAACUUCAACUCUCCAGGUGCUGGUGGUAAUAUCGGUAAGAGAGCUGAAUUGCCAUACGAGGAUGCUCCUGAAAACCAAUUCGUCAGAUCUAUCACUUUCAGAUCUCGUGAUCGUCAAAGAAUUGUCGAUGUAUACAAGGCCAUUCAGGACUUGAAAAAGGAUAGUGUCAAGAGGGAGGCUGAAAAGAAGCAGCUUGCCGAUGUUGUUACCCAGGGCAACUUGAUCGAACUCAAGGGCUCCAGAAUGAAGAAGUUGGAGCAGGUCUUUGUGAGACCAACGCCUGACACUAAGAAGGUUGGUGGUGUGUUGCAGAUUCACGAGAACGGUUUGAGAUAUCAGUCUGUACUCAGGGCAGACCAAAAGAUUGACGUUUUGUUCUCAAACGUCAAGCACUUGUUUUUCCAGCCUUGCAAAGAUGAGUUAAUUGUCAUUAUCCACUGCCACUUGAAGAGCCCUAUCAUGGUUGGUAAGAGAAAGACCCUUGAUAUUCAAUUCUACCGUGAAGCUAGUGAUAUGGCAUUUGACGAAACCGGAGGCCGUAAGAGAAAGUAUAGAUACGGUGAUGAGGAUGAAUUGCAACAAGAACAAGAGGAGAGAAGAAGAAAGGCUCUUUUGGAUAAAGAGUUCAAGAACUUCGCCGAGAUGAUCAGUGAUGCUUCCAAUGGUAUGCUUGAUUUGGAUAUUCCAUUCAGAGAAUUGGGUUUCACCGGUGUUCCUUUUAGAUCUGCUGUCUUCUGUAUGCCAACCAGAGACUGUUUGGUUUCUUUGAUUGACCCACCAUACCUUGUGGUGACUCUAGAAGAGAUUGAAAUCGCUCAUUUGGAGCGUGUUCAGUUCGGAUUGAAGAACUUCGAUUUGGUUUUCGUCUUCAAGGACUUCAACAAGCCAGUCGUUCACAUAAAUACCAUCCCAAUGGAAGUAUUGGAGGAUGUCAAGCAUUGGUUAACAGAUGUUGAUAUUCCUUACAGUGAGGGACAAAUGAACUUGAACUGGGGUGCCAUCAUGAAGCAGGUCUUAUCGGACCCAUACAGUUUCUUCUCUGAUGGAGGCUGGCGUAUCUUGACCGGUGACGGUGAAAGUGAAGAAGAGGACUCUGAGGAAGAGGAAUCUGAAUUCGAGGCCAGUGACGAUGAUCCAUCGGACGAAGAGGUUGACAGUGACGAAGGAAGCGAGGAUGCCUACUCUUCCGACGGAUCUGGAAGCGGCAGUGGUGAAGAAGAAGACGAAGAAAGUGAAGGUGAAGACUGGGAUGAAUUAGAAAGAAAAGCUGCCAGAGACGACAACAGACGUGGCAGAGAGUAA